Ilex paraguariensis (yerba mate) is the source of this 597-nucleotide messenger RNA. Lineage: Eukaryota; Viridiplantae; Streptophyta; Magnoliopsida; Aquifoliales; Aquifoliaceae. The record is from the annotation of a GenBank genome assembly.
AUGAACACAAAGAAUGAAAAUGAUCAAGACAUGAAAAUUAACUGGGGCAUAAUUCGGGAAAUAUCUGAUGCUGUAGAGUUGGUUGAAAGUAGAAAAGAUGGGAAUUUGAUGAAAUUUGUGUCCAAAGCUUCCAAGAUGAAGGAGGAAGUGGAUAGAAUUAUUUGCUUCUGGGCUGAAGAAACAAUAGCCGGUCAAGAGGAAGUGAAUAGAAUUCUUUUCUUCUGGGCUGGACCAACAAUAGCCGCUAGGCAGGUCUCUGAGAAGAAACCUUGUGCCGGUGAAGAUGGAAAUUUUUCUGCGGAAGCAAACAUGCUAGAGGAAUUGGCGCAACUUUCAUUUGCAUUAGAUAUGAGGUCAUCUCAUAAAGAUACAAAUGUGAUCACUAUCUCGGAUCCUCAAUACCAUAAAGAAGCGGACAACAGCAAGUCUGAGGAAGGUAACAUGAAGGAUUUGCAAGCUAUUGCUGCUUCUGAAGGCCAAAGCAAUGCUAACAAUGAAGCUGUUGAAAGAAGCAAGGGUAAAGGAUAUAAAAAAUCCAAAAAGGGGAAAAAGGUGGUCAAAAAGGGCAAAAGGGGUAAAGGAGGCCGAAAGAGAUAA